This is a messenger RNA of Fusarium oxysporum Fo47, 8283 nucleotides long. RefSeq names its product ankyrin repeat-containing domain protein. The coding region runs from base 1 to 7872 and encodes 2623 amino acids. The record is from RefSeq and is a predicted model, not a curated record. NCBI's taxonomy places the organism in Eukaryota, Fungi, Ascomycota, Sordariomycetes, Hypocreales, Nectriaceae. The transcript has 3 exons. Gene Ontology annotation, molecular function: protein binding.
AUGGCGACGCAAAUGGCUCCUUCAAGCGAUAAAAAUGCGCAGAGUCUCUGGGAUCAAGCCUUCAGCUCCCUCAGCGCAGAUUUAAAAACAGCACUUGGCCAGGCUGCCACCCAUAAGCGCGACAUUCUAGCCGCCGCUCUGGAAGCAGCGGAGAACCGCAAAGCUACCAGUCUCCGCAAGCGUUGGAAGUUCAAACGCUCAAAUGGAGAAGUCGUGAUUAUCCGAGAUGUCCUGGAAAAGAUCGCCAAAUGGAUUGAUUCCUUCAAAGCAGUCGGCGAUGCGGCUGUGCAGUUUGAUGCCAGCAACGCUUCGCUGCCCUGGGCGGCUGUCAGACUGCUUCUUCAAGUGACGGUUAACGAUGUCCAACAAUAUGGAACCAUGGUUCAGGACCUCGAGGUGGUGUCUCGGAUCAUUGCACGAUACAAGGAGUUUGAGAACUUACAUCUUGGUCGAGAUCAAUCCGCUGAGCCGGCGCUCGAGACGGCACUGACCGUCCUAUACACAGAAGUCUUGACUCAUCUGGCACAAACUAUUGCGUUCUUUUCGCAAUCAACUGCAGGCAUGUUUACAAAAGCAUUGAGAAAGGCAACCACUGACCCGAGCAGUGCGACUGGCCAAGAGUACGAGGUUCUCAAACUGGCCAAGCUUCAGGACACCUCAGACCUGCGAUUUAUCGCGAAGACAGUUCUCCGCCUCAAAGAUCAAAUUAACAACAACACCAAGCGCAUCGAAGAAGAGUAUUCUAUCAAGAUGAUAUCCUGGCUUUCAACAUCGCCUUUCUCAAUCCACCACGAGACCAUAUCCGAGUCAAGAACGCCAAACUUUGGCCAGUGGCUUCUGCAGCACGAGGUCUACAGAAACUGGUGCGAGUCCAGCUCUUCAUCAACACUUUGGAUACGUGGAAUCACGGGCUCUGGCAAGACCAAUCUAUUCUCUGUCAUUGCCGACUCAUUGUUGGCCACCAGGGCUACGAACCCAGAAUUGGCUCCCUUCGCAUACUUCUAUUGUCUCCAAAGCGAGUCAGAACUGGAGAGAUCCUCAGCAGACGGAAUCCUCCGUAGUAUCCUGCGUCAGCUGACGAUUACAGAAAGUCAAAGCGAUGUUCGCAACUUUCUAUACUCCGACUUCCAGAAUCGUUCGAAGUCUGCUACUCUUCAGGGCCUGGACCUUCCUAGACUGAGUAGGAAAGACUGUGUAGACCGUAUCGUUCAAGUGGCCCGUGAAGACCCCAUCACAAUAUUACUCGAUGGUGUCGAGCAGGUUGAAGACGAGAGUUGCGGUCUUCUCUUGCAGUCAUUAUCUGAUAUUAUGUCAAGGGCUGAGAAUGUUGUCAAGGUGUUUAUCACGAGCAGAAAUAGCUCUGAUAUCCUCUCAUCGCUACCGACUGCGAAAGAGAUAGUUGUGACGACAGACCAAGUCCACAAUGACAUGGCCCGGUUCAUUACUCAGAAGAUUGACGACGCCAAACUCAUCAGUGGGAGGCUCUCGCCGAACACAAGAAGCUGCCUGAUAAAGGAGUUGCUAGAUGGUGCGGGCGAAAUGUUUCUAUGGGUCCAUCGACAGAUACAGCAGCUUCGCAAGGUCAAGAACGAACAUGAUCUUCUUCCGGCCCUACGGUCCAACAUUCUCUCAGAUCUAGACAAGCUUUACGAGAACGACUUGGGACAGAUCCUACAAUCAGGAGACACAUCGCGACAACUAGCUAUCCAAACUUUCUCCUGGCUGCUGUACAUGAAAGCACCGUUGACUCCCGAGGCGUUAUUAGCUGCCAUCGCUACCGCAAGCAUAGGGAAUGUCCCUUGCACGACGGCUGACAUAUCUGUUGUGUGCUCGAACUUGGUGAUUAUAGACCUCAAUCGCCAAAUCGUCCAACUUGCUCAUCAUUCAGUCAGAGAAUACUUCAUACGUACCCAACAAUCUCUGUUCUCCGCUCCAGUAGCUAAUAGUCUUCUGGCAUCGAUCUGCAUAAAGGCCAGCUCGCGUGGACCGCCUGACAACGGAAGCCUGCAACAGCAAGCCAAAGGCUUUUUCUUCUAUGCUGCUACGCACUGGGCAAGCCACUUUGAGAGUUCAAAGGUUACCAAGAAGGAAGAGAGGCUAUUUCAAGACAUGCUGUCUUUUGUCUUUGAGGAUGAAGACUAUGAUGUCAGCCUUUCCUUCGAAGCUUGGCUGGAAAUUGCGAAGGAGAUUGCAACACUCCUGCCGAGGAAUCACCCUAUGAAGCCUGCUCUUGAUGCCAUACCAAACGAAACAUCAUCUCCUCUCUUCUUAGCAGCUGUCUUUGGUAUAGACGGCCUGCUGACUCUUCUUUCAGGAUCGGAGAGUGAUAUAGACUGGGACCAACGAAAUGACCUUGGGCACACCGCACUCUACGUCGCCGUCGCUACAGGUCAUCUCUCCACUGUGACGACUUUGAUUGAGAAGGGUGCAGAGUUGAACAUCGAAUGCGGUGCAUACGGAAGUCCGUUGCAUGUUGCGUGUUUCAGAGGAUAUGAAGAGAUUGUUGAAAAGCUUCUUCAAAACGGCGCAUCUCCGAAAUGUGGCUCGAAGUUUCAGAGUGCUGUUCAAGCUGCAUCUCAUGGAGGGCAUGAAGAUAUCGUACUCGGUCUCAUCAGGUACGAUGCUACUAUUGAAUCCGAAGAUGACUACGAGCAAGACAUACAGAUGGCAACGGAGUAUGGCUUCAUCAGGGUCAUCGAUCAGCUUCUCAGGCCAGAGUUCAAGCGCUUUAUAGACAAGGAAACCCCGGACAAAAACAAGAUGCGGUUGGCCAAGGCGAUAAAAGGUGGCCAGUUGUUUGUGUUACAACGCCAGCUAUCCAAAACAUCAUCUGAUGCGAAAGACAUCUUCCCAAAAGAUGCGGUUGCAAUUGCGGCUCUCUAUGACCAUACAGAUAUCGUCAAGUAUCUCCUGGAACAAGGUCUUGAUAUCGAAGCCGAAGGUCAGUUCGGCACGCCACUCCGCUCGGCUUGCUUGAUGAACCACAAAUCCACGGUCGAAGAGCUACUCCAGCGUGGUGCCAAUGUCAACACAGAGGAGCGGAAAGGCAAUGCUAUUUAUGUCGCCGCUGUGAAAGGUCACGCAGAUAUUGUCAGGAUCCUGCUGGAAGAAGGUGCAGAUCUUCACCAGAAAACGGGGUCUUCUGGCACAGCGUUGCAAGCUGCAGCGUACUAUGGUCACAAGCUUGUUGUUGAGAGGCUUCUUGACGCGGGGGCGAAUGUCCAUGCCGAAGGUUCAUCUCCAGAUGCGUUCCAUGCCGCUGCUGAAGGUGGGCAUCAGGAGAUCAUUAUGCUGUUCCUGGAACGAGGUUACAAGUUCCUUUACGAGCCGCCCGGUCCCAAGUACAGCAGAGCUCGACCCUCGCCAUACAGGCCGCUUUAUCGGGAGGCUUCUCCUGGAAGGGAUAAACACCCUCGCUCUAAACUGUGGCCGCACCUUUACAAGCGGAAUGCCAUAACGGCCGAACAUGUCACUGAUACAGAUACCCGUGACAACAUCACUCGAGUCGAGACUGAUGAUGGAAUGGAGAUGUUCGCUAAUGAUCAAGGGGAUUUUCUCCGUAGCGAUGAUGAUACCCAGGACGGUUCUCAGAAGAACCGCCCUCUUGAAGCUAGUGCUGCCAGAGGGAAGGACGCAGUUGUCAAGGUAUUACUGGAGCAAAAGGAAAGUUUGGGAUUCUGGGAUUAUGAGGUUGGUACUGCUCUCAAGGCAGCUGCCUCCAACGGACACUUGAGCACCGUUAAGAUGUUACUUGAUCACGCAUCGAGGAUGAAGGGUCCUUUUAUUGAACGCAUCUACACAACUUUAGAGAGCAUACCUCAAGGGCGUCACGAUAUCUUGCAGCUUACUCUUGCCAAAGCGUCUGAAGUUGGCUGCACGGCAGAACAAACUGACCAGUUGAGGCUGAAACUUCCACCAGGAGGAGAAAAGUACAAAGUCGCGGUGAUUGAGCCACAUGCUCUGAAGGCAGACUUUCUGGCUUGCUGCACUUCUGGUAAUGUAGCCGUUAUGGAGGCUAUCAUGAGUUGCAAACACCAGCAACUACUGCAAUACAACGAUCUCCUGGAAGGCCUCCACAAAGCUGCAGAGGAGGGUCACGUCUCAGUAAUCAAGAGCUUGCUUAAUCUUAGUUCUGAUUUACAAGGCGUUUCGAUUCCUGAAAACACACUGAUAGGCGCUGCUGGAAAGGAUCUUGAGACAUUGAAGUUUCUCCUUUCUCAAAAGGUCGAUGAAUCUCAUUCCGAACUCCUUCUACGCCGAUUGGUCUAUGCGGCUUGUAGCAAGGGACAGCCUGACAUCAUCGAGUAUCUCGUAUCCGAAUUUGGUAUCAAUGUCAACGCCAACGUUCCUGAAGACGAGAAACCCAGGUAUCUGAGACGUUGGAGGCAGUCUGUCGACCCUCGCCUUACCAGUGCCCAUAUAACUGCCACUGGUGAAGCAGAUGGUUCACAGUCGACUGACGGUCCUCGUCUUGUCAGUCCUUUGCAAGUCGGCCUGAGCGCUUUUGACAGCUAUGAGCUGCCCUACUAUGCGAGAUAUUAUAGAGAGAAAACAAUGCCUCAGCAGCAGAAAGUCAUCCAAACACUGCUGAAGCUAGGGGCCGAUCCGAACAGUCUAGGUGGAAAGGAUGUUUAUCCUCUUCAAUACGCAGCGAGAGUCUGUCCAGAUGUCGUGGUAAAAGAGCUGCUUGAAGCUGGAGCAGAUGUCAAGCUUACCGGGAAAGGAGACUCGGCUCUUAUGGGAGCAGUACAGAGAGAAAUGGAAGCCAUGGCGGUUACAACAAGACUAUUUGACAGUGGUCACCAACUUCCAGACUAUUUUGAUGGAGGCAAGGUUCUUCUAGCUAAAGUUCUCGCGUUCUUUGAAGGUGAUAGAGAGCGACAGACCUUCCAUAGCAUUAUCGUUGACCCAGACGGCCGCUUUUUACAGGCCCCGUCUUUGGAGUACGUCUUCGAACAAGGACCAGGAGCGGUACUCGAGUUCCUUCUACAGAAGUAUGAUACAAGCAAGCUGGAAGACACAAGAUAUGAGCUAGUUUUUCAGAUGGCCUGUGUUCUCGGCAAAGCUCCUUUUGUCGAGUUGCUCUUAUCUCGAGGAGUCGACAUUGACGCCACGGGAUACUACUACGGGAGUCCUCUACAGGCUGCGGCACGGACUGGCCAGCUACAGAUUGUCCAGAGUCUAUUGAACAAGGGAGCAAACGCAAAUGUGAUACAGGGUCGUUGGCACACAUCCCUGCGCGCGGCCAUUGUCGGUGGUCACCUCGACAUCGUCGAGCUUCUGCUUCAACAUGGCGCAGAUUCUAAGUUGAAGUACCAAGCGGAACGACAGUCAGAGAACGAGAGGGAAGCUGUAUCAUCAAGCACGCUUCAGAUGGCUCUACAAGAAGGACAUACAGAAAUCGCAAGACUACUCCUCGAGACAGACCCCUCACUGAAUAAUGAAGAGGGCCGCCUCCAACAUCCUCUUAUCAUAAGCUGUCAAAAAGGAGACCACGCCAUGACAGAGCUGCUACUAGAAUCCAAUGCUCUAGUCAAUGUCCGGGGCCACAAGGAAGCGAAUGUGGCAAGUAUAGAGGCUCGAGAUGCGAGUCCUUUGCAUGCUGCUAUUUCUGGAGGCUAUGUCAACCUCGUCGAAAUGCUUUUGUCGAAAGGCGCUGACGUCAACAUUGAAGUCGAUGACUGUGACUGCCGAACACCUCUGCUAGCAGCGAUUAAAAAAGCAGAUUUGCGCAUAGUAAGACUGCUUCUUGAAUCUUGUGCAGAUGUUUCUAAAUCUACUGGUGCUCUUUCGAGUGCUGUGGGAGGGAAUGCAGGUCUUCAAAUGAUCAAUGAACUGAUUGCGGCUGGCGCAAAAGUCGACAGUUCCAGCCUUCAAGAAGCAUGCAGAAACGGAGAUCUUUCCAUUGUUGAGGCGCUUCUUGAACAGCUGUUCAUUGACGGGGUGGAUCCAUCUGAGAUCGUCGACGAAACCUUGGACUCACUCACAAUGGGAAAGUCUACUGACUACAGAACACUCAAUCUUCUACUUGACUAUGUGCUCCCAACUCCCAAAAGAUUUCUCUUCACAUGUUCCUCAGGUUCUGUUCCUCUGGUGAGAAGAAUGAUUCAACAAGGCAUGAGUGUCGAUGGCAGCAACGAAGAGGAGGAUAGCCCGUUGCAAGUGGCUUGCUACUACUUGAACUUUGAAGUUGUACGGCUAUUGUUACAACGAGGCGCAAACGUCCGAGCGAGAUCAUCUCAGCCGGGAGACCCAAUUACGCUAACGCUAUGGGCUUGCGCAUCACCAUUGCAACAGCAAUUGGAGCAACGUGGAACGAGACACCAAAAGUACCUGAAUUCAGAGGUGGUGGACUACCGAACUACACAGAGAUGCACCAACAUUGUUCGAAUUCUACUUGAGUACGGUGCCACUGCUGAUAAUGGAACAGAUGAACUGGAGAGCCCACUCCAGCUGGCUUCUUUCAUUGGCAGCUUCGAAAUCGCUAAGCUUUUGAUCGAACAUGGAGCCAGCCUGGAUAAAACCACUGGAAGCUUCAAGACUCCCCUCUUUUCAGCUUUACAGGGAAACAACAGGGGCAUCAUAUCACUGAUCCUAGAAAAGGGGGUCGACGUCAACUAUGUACAUACAACUCAUGGUACAGCAUUACACUUGGUAUGUCAGUACAACGAUGAGUCACUUGUUCUCCAGUUGCUUCAACACGGUGCCUCACCCGCUUUGAAAGACGCAAACGGAGACACUGCUCUUACGCUGGCACUCCAGUCUGCAGCUUCUCGUAGCGAUUAUGGUGUAAGCCAGAAGAUACCCCGACUCAUUUGUCAGCACUCGACAACGCUCGAUAUCACAGAUAGCGACAUCAUAGCUGCAGCUCGGUUAGAGCCCAGUGAUUUACUGUCCUUUCUCCUUGUCAAGAGAGGAGAACAGCCAGUGUCCGAAGAUCUUAUCAUUCGUUUCCUCAGCGAAGAGAGACGGCCAAGUCAGGAAAACCUGGAGGUUCUUUUUGAUCAUAGUGGGGGACUGGAAAUAACUCCAAGGAUGCUGAACAUUGGCCUCUCAAAGCAUGCUUUCAAAAGUCUUAGCAAGGCUCGCGAGCUUUCAGUUCACAUCACUCCCGAUGUGCUCGAGUCUCAAACAGAUCUCGGGACCUUGAAAGCGCUUAUAGAGUAUCAACCCGGCAUCGAAGUAACGGAGGGUCUCGUGAUUAAAAUAUUGUCAAUGAACUCGCCUUGCAGAAGGUGGGGUCAACCGGAAGAGAAUACUGAGCUUCUCUUGUCAAUCUGGCCUCGAAACUCGUCACUUCUGGUCACUGACGGCAUGCUGAAAGCAACCACAUCGUUGCUCCAGCUUAAGUUCUUACUUGAGCGCUUUGGUCCAGCUCACGGAAAGUUGCAAGAUAUCGCGAUAUGGAUUUGCGAAAAGGGGACUGAAUAUUCCGGCAAUCAGGCGGAUAUUUUGGCACUUGUUUUGCAGUCUGACUCAGAUAUUAAGCUCUCACCAAGCCACCUUGAAAAGAUCAUGCUUGGUGCCAAACCUUUGAUGUUAGAUAUGGUCUUGACGCAUACGCCAUCCCUCUCAAUCACAGAGAAAUUGUUUCUCAGUAUCUUCAGAGAGUAUCCACGAGCUCGAGAGGAGACGCGGAAGGAGUUCGUGGGAGUACUCAUGAGGCACAAAAAGAAAAUUGUCUUCACUGAGAAGAUUCGCGAUGCUAUCGAUAGGGCGUAUCAAGAGCAUUCUGACAUUGAGAAGAGAGAAGAAUGGUACACUUUGAGGGAAAGGGAUGAGACUCAGGAGGAAGCUAAGGCCAGGCGGUCAGAGGAGAAUGAUGGGAACAAGAACGACGAUCAAAUUUCUCUUACAAGACAGGACCGGUAAGUAACAGGAGCUAUGGCAGCAGUAGGUCACGACGUCGGAGAAUGGCAAGCAUUGCCGGGGCUGACAUCGUAUGGGACUUUUCGUAGGCUAUUCCUCAGGGGACUUUGUCAGUAACUGGCGGUCGAGGGUGACUCAAAGCCAAACAUCUCAAAGAAGAAAGCUUUCACGAUAAAUGACACAUGUACUUGAAUGAACAUUUGAUUCGAAAUAGCUAGUUGGGGUAUAAGGUACAGAGGCUAAAGUACGAGUUUAAACAAUGCACAGGCAAAUUCCAGGCACAUUUCCAGACCACCGGACCCAAAACUUUGAGUACUUCUCGACUACUCAGGGACAGGGCAAAGAUCAUAAUUGCCAUUGACGUUGUUUCCCCACCAGCUUGGGAAAGGAUGCCCUGGACCACCAGCUCCAAAC